Cyphomyrmex costatus is the source of this 591-nucleotide messenger RNA. RefSeq names its product ice-structuring glycoprotein-like. The record is from RefSeq and is a predicted model, not a curated record. Bases 1 to 591 code for a protein of 196 amino acids. The transcript has a single exon. NCBI's taxonomy places the organism in Eukaryota, Metazoa, Arthropoda, Insecta, Hymenoptera, Formicidae.
AUGAAGAUCUCGCGCAAAGAAACGAUCCGGCGCCAGUACAUAAGGAGCGCCAAACCGACCACCGAUAGCGAGCGGCGGGCCACACAGAGGCCUCAACGGCACCGAGCAGCGGGCCAAGCAGCGACCACCGCUCCAGCAGCCUCGACCACCGAGCAACCAGCUCCAACAGCAGCCUCGACCACCGAGCAGCCAGCUUCAGCAGCAGCCUCGACCACCGAGCAGCCAGCUCCAACAGCAGCCUCGACCACCGAGCAGCCAGCUUCAACAGCAGCCUUGACCACCGAGCAGCCAGCUUCAGCAGCAACCUCGACCACCGAGCAGCCAGCCCCAGCAGCAGCCUCGACUACAGAGCAGCCAGCUUCAACGGCAGCCUCGACCACCGAGCAGCUAGCUUCAGCAGUAGCCUCGACCACCGAGCAGCCAGCCUCAACAGCAGCCUCAGCAGCAGCCUCUGCAGCAGCCUCUGCAGCAGCGGCCACAGAAGCACCAUCCUUCGCAGCCCCCGCAGCCGGCACACCAAGGAUCACUGUUGCUACGGCACAGCCGUCAACAGCUUCAGCACCGCCACUAGCUGCAGACAUAACCGCCUAG